Daldinia vernicosa is the source of this 1814-nucleotide messenger RNA. RefSeq names its product glycoside hydrolase family 43 protein. The transcript is spliced from 3 exons. The record is from RefSeq and is a predicted model, not a curated record. The coding region runs from base 746 to 1726 and encodes 326 amino acids. Lineage: Eukaryota; Fungi; Ascomycota; Sordariomycetes; Xylariales; Hypoxylaceae. Gene Ontology annotation, biological process: carbohydrate metabolic process. Gene Ontology annotation, molecular function: arabinan endo-1,5-alpha-L-arabinosidase activity.
GUCGAUAAUACUAGAUCUUAUAUCCUUGUUAUGCAAUAAUACGCCGUGUUGAAAGCGUUUACCUAACCCAACGUAAACAAAACAUUUCAUAAAAUCGUCGAAUAAGUAUUGUACCUAACCUAAGGUUACUUGCCCAGUGCACUGGUUGGAUAGGUAGGUAACUAAAAUGGGCGUCGCAUGGACGGAAAUGUAUGGUAGCGUCGGAUGGAGACGAAUGUGAUUCCUUCACAUACUCGGGCCCGUAAAGUCCUGCCGACGACGGGCACUUCACAAGAGAGAAGGUAGGUAAAGCCGACAUUAAAACAUGCUACAUGACAAGGCGAAGCGAGCUAGGUAUUGUACGAUUCUGAGCAGGAUAAUUAACGCCGAACAGCCUUAGCCUUGAUUGUUUCAGGGCCUUCGUGGCUUGUUUAGUUCCAUUUUUGUAAGCUGACCCCAUGUCCCCAUGUCCAGCCAUGGCUAUGGCAUGGCAUGGUUACAUAUGGGGUAAUUAAACACUCCUCCUGCAGAGGUCAGAGGUCAAGCUACAAUAACCUGAAAGUAGCAGUUGCAAUUUACCUAGUCGCCUCCAGCUUAGCCCGAGUUAAACCCACCCAGAUCCGUAGGGAGUAUUCUAAGAUGGGGGAGCAUAUCACGUAUAAGUUGCGGUGUCCGCAGAGCAAAAGCUAGCAUGUCGUGCCAGUCGUGUCAGAAGCGCGCGUAUGUGAUAUAUUAAAGCUCACGCGCUGAAAUACCAGGAGCCACGAUGCUGUUCUCGGCUUUUCCAGCUUUUUUGCUAGCUUCCCUAGCCUCCGUCGCCCGGGCUCAAUACCCGGACCCCGGCGCAUGCUCCGGGUAUUGCUUCACUCACGACCCCGCCGUCGUGAAGCGCGCAGAUGGCAAAUAUUUCCGGUUCUCGACCUUGGACCUGAUCGGCAUCUCGACUGCGGACAGUCUGGCGGGACCCUGGACGCAGAGCGGUAGCGUAAUCCAGGGCGCCAGCAUUAUUAAUAUGGAUGGGAACACGGUGUUAUGGGCCCCCGACGUAAGUUAUAUACGGGGUAUCUACUACUGCUUAUAUUCGGUAUCGACCUCUGGGAGCCAGACGUCGGCCAUCGGUUACGCAACUUCCACCACGCUGGAAUCCGGGUCUUGGACAGACCAGGGAAUCAUAGUGACCUCAACAAGCAGCAGUCCAUACAAUGCCAUCGACGGGAAUAUCGUCAACGGCACGGGCGACAACGAAUGGUAUAUACAGUGGGGCUCGUAUUGGAACAACAUCUACCAGGCAAGAGUAGCCAUCGACGGCGAGUACGUCUUCAGGUCGGGCAACGAGCACCAGAUAGGGUACGAGCCAUCGGGAAGCCACCAGAUGGAGGGCGCUUUCAUCUGGAAACGCGACAGCCUCUGGUACCAGUUUCUAAGCAGAGGCAUCUGCUGCACUUACGACCCGGACACAGACCCGAUCGACCAGGUCUAUCAUAUCACGGUCUGUCGAAGCGACAACCCGGCCGGCCCCUACGUAGACCAAGACGGUGUUGCCUGCACCGACGGCGGUGGGACAAUCGUGCUCGCUAGCCACGGAAAUGUAUACGCUCCGGGUGGGCAGGGAGUUUUCACCGACGACGUAUAUGGCGACGUUCUCUACUACCACUAUCUGGAUCUCAGCGUUGGCGUAGCUUAUUCUCAGUCCAAGUUUGGAUGGAAUGUUAUAAAUUGGGUUGACGGAUGGCCAACACUAGUAUAAGUAGUCUAUCAGCAUAUCAUUUUGCCAUUUGGGCAUUUUUGUAUAUUGUAUAUAUUAAGAUCUGAAUAUAUAUCUGAUUUCCCCAGAA